Heterobasidion irregulare TC 32-1 is the source of this 792-nucleotide messenger RNA. RefSeq lists its product as uncharacterized. The transcript is spliced from 2 exons. Lineage: Eukaryota; Fungi; Basidiomycota; Agaricomycetes; Russulales; Bondarzewiaceae. The coding region runs from base 1 to 792 and encodes 263 amino acids. The record is from RefSeq and is a predicted model, not a curated record.
AUGUCCCCCACUUUCGAAUACGACGUCCCCAUGCGUUCUUCCCCUUCCCCCAUAUUCCCUUCCAACAAACGCCUUUCAACCUACUCUUCUCACCCCGGCAAAUAUUCUCCCUCCUCCCGCGCAGCCGACAUCUCCCGCCUUCUCGACCCUUCUUAUUCGUCCUCCUCUUCUUCCUCGUCUCCCACAUCUGUCUACGUCGACCACCAAGGAGACCUUCAUGACCCUGACUACCGCGACUUCCCCGCUGUGCACGCUCGCGACCUCGCGUCCCGUCGUCGGCCCACAUGGGAGCGCUAUAACGAUGACGAUCAUGAACCUUUCACGACCCAGGACGAGGAUGCCUAUGCUUACGACGCAGACGCGUUCGACGAGCGCGCCCGCCUCCGCGCUGCCGCUCGCGACAUCCGUCGCCGCUCACACGAGCCUCCGCGCCGUGCCACAACCAUUCCCUCCUACAACCACUACCAGUAUUCGCGUAGUCCCUUCAACGACGACGCCAGCACCCCCACAGAGAUCAAGGAGAAGCGCGUUCGCCGCAAGCUGCGCUCCAAGAGCGAGACUCGCCGCGAGUCGGCCUGGUUCGUCGAGGAGGAGUACGAGAGCCCUGCCAUGUUGGAAGAGGAGCCGCAGACCAAGUCUGAGUACACCCCGACGCGCACUGAGACUCCAGAGUGGACCCCCACCUGCGGCCAACAGUUCCGCCGCCAGUGGCAGGCACUCUCCCUCAGCCUGCGCUUCACCAUCUUCCGCGCCCAGCGCAAGCUGCGACGCAAAAUCCAUAGCAGUACUUGA